AUGGGUUACACGCACUACUACGAGGUCCUCGACUGGGAAUCUCCGGAAUGGAAGGCUGCCUGGCCCCAGCUGGUCAAAGACGCCCAGACGAUAAUCGACGCCGCUGGAGUCGCAGUCUGCGGGGCCACCGAGGAUGAAGAAGUUGUUACGCCUCCAAUUGCAAAUGAGAAGGACGGUAUCUACAUUGGAGGAGUUGAUGAGGAUGCCUACGAGCGAUUCAUACUCGUUCCAAAUUACGAGGAUGUCGGCUCGAGGUUUCAGUUCUGCAAGACGGCUCGCAGGGAGUACGACGUUGUGGUUACUUGUAUUCUACUCCGAGCCAAAAUGCUGGCCCCAAACUCUUUUAAAUUGUCCUCUGAUGGCUCCUGGAGUGAGUGGAAGCCGGCACGGGAUGUUUAUCAACGUAUUUGGCCAGAUGCCUCGGUCGAAUGCCCUUUCAAAGAUGACGAAAGCGAGGUGGACACGGACGCUGAAGUUGAUGAGGACAGUGAAGAUGAAGAGAGCAGCGAAACUGAAGAUGGGAGCGAUGAUGAACUGGAUACCAGGUUGGAUGCAUAA
Penicillium atrosanguineum is the source of this 558-nucleotide messenger RNA. RefSeq lists its product as uncharacterized. The transcript is spliced from 3 exons. The record is from RefSeq and is a predicted model, not a curated record. Bases 1 to 558 code for a protein of 185 amino acids. NCBI's taxonomy places the organism in Eukaryota, Fungi, Ascomycota, Eurotiomycetes, Eurotiales, Aspergillaceae.